AUGGCCGCGCUAGCAACUGGCGGCGUGGUGUAGUGGGUAGUAGUCUUGUGCACUGUCAAUAUUGGGACCAGGGUUCGAGUCCUUUUGGCGGAAAUCGUUUUUGCCGGCUCAUAUCCUUAACACUUUCACAUUUUUGCGAGAUUUUUUCAAAGAUUUACAUCAAAACGUGCAGAAAACUAUUAUUUCAGUUCUCAAAUCGAUGUUCAGGGGAGACCAUACCCUAGUUAGAUAACCACGAAAAUAAAAACUUUUGUUUGAGCUGCGCAUUGAGCCAUUUUAGGCUGUUAUAGCUUUAAAUUUUUAGGUUCAUUUUGAGGAAAUUCGAAAAAUACAUCUAUGUGAAACAUUGGUAUGUACAGCCUAUCAAAAUUUCAGCGAAUUCUGAUCUUUUUAAGCCAAGUUGUUGCCAAAAGACCAAAUAGGCUGAUCUUUAUGGCCAUUCUUGAAAAAAUUCCCAGAUUUUUCCCGGCUAUUUUGAAUCCACGCCAGUCUGCUUCUUUUAUUUUCAACAUUUUCACCCAGAAGAUCAUGAUAUUUCUCGAGAAGUGCAGGCUAAGGCUGAAAAUAACUCGAAAACAACCUGCAAUUUUUUUUCUCAAAACCCUCUAUUUUUGUUUUGGAAAAAAAAAUUGUCUUCGAGUUAAUAACUUCCUCUUCUAUAGAUCUUACUGUGGUUUGAAGAAGUUACCUUGAAAGUUAUAAAAACAUUAAAAAGGCCAAAAAAACAUGGAUCCAGGUGCUGAUCCUUAUUCAUUUCGUGCUUGAUUUGCAUCUUUUUUUGAGCUCUCGGACGAUCCUGAGACGUUUAGUGAUCACUUAGGUGGUGUUAUCAUAACUUAAGAGAUCACUUUAGGUGUUAGAAUCAUCCCCUAUCAGUCAAUGUACAUUUUAACUUCCCAAAACGACGUCACAGAUUCACUUUCUGGAAUUUGAGCAUGAAAAAUUAGUUUCAAACCCGUCGCCAACUGUCUUUCCAACAUUUCUUAAGUUCAGAAUAAUAUAAAGUUCAAGAUAUUUCUGAACCCUACCUGAAAUUUACCCGAAAUUAACAUGCAAUCCUUCAAAACUUUGUUUUUUUUUUCAAAGGAUUCGAGUUUUUCGAGUUAAUAACUUCCUCCUUUUACUCAACCUACACACACUCUACCGUAAUUGGAGGGAGUUGCCACCUUGAACGUUAUAAAGACGUAAUAAAAUCUCUCUCAAAGCCGAAAAAAAAACAUGGAUCCAGCUGCUGAACCUUAGUCAUUUCGCGCUUGUUUUGCGUCAAGCUGCAGGUGCCGAAGAUGUCAAGACCUACUCGGGCAGAAUACAUAUAUAAGUGUCGAGUUGAAACUCGAGAGUCCAUUUACAGCUAGGCUUUCCAAGUUUUUUUAGUUCACCCAAUUUCUCCUCUAAACAAUUCCUAACCGCAAAUAUCGUUAUCGUUAUCAUUUUCGAUCCAGAAAAAAUUGUUUCUUUCAUUUUCUUUUCAGCACCAAAUAGUCUAUUCACGGAUAGAUUCUCGCAAUUUUUUUUCGAGUUUUCAAACAGUAUUUAAUCCUAGAAGUUAGAAGGAACCUAUUUAUGCUUACAAACUUAUUAAAAUAAGGAAUUCAGUAAUGUCGGUCGAAACGUUACUCGGCUACGAAAUUGGUACUCUUUUUUUCUGGGUUGGAUCGUCGUUUUGUUGUUUCCGAGCACAUUUCUCGGCGUCGGUCGUCUUUCUUUGAUCCUUCAUCAGGUAAUUUUUAUUUUUUUAAAAAAUUUAAAGUUUGCCUAUUUUUUUCUAGUAAAUUCUAUCCACCAAAGACGGAUCAAAAACUUGAAAGGAUUUGCAAAAUUCAAAAACGAUUUCCCCCUCAACGACUUUUGUCCCCCCUCAACGGUUUUUUUACCCCCCCUUCAACGAUUUUUUUAACCUGAGUAUAAAACGAGUAUAAAACGUUCUUUCCCCAGCUAAUGAGAAGAGUAAAAAGUACUACGAAAAUAUUUGAAACACAAAUCAGGUUUUUUUUUUCAUAGAGAUCUGCUAGCUUACAAGUUUUGAAUUGAACAUAUCUUUUUCUAAUUCAUAUUUGUAAAAUCUGUUUUUUUUUUCUAGGCCGCCCUCACCUUCCACAUUGCCAAAAGCUUCAGCCCUUAUAUCCUCCAAGGUCACGACCAUUUUAACAAGGUUAUUUUUUUUAUAUUUUCAAAAAAAUUCUUUUUUUCAGAAUAUGUUCAUGUUAUCCGACUUUCUGGUCACCUUCUCCACUACGAUCAUUCUUUUGAAUCUUCAAUUCAGACACUCAAAAGCUAAAAAUCGACUUACCUUCAGCAUCAAUAUGCUUUUAGUCUUUUCCUGCUCACUCUUUAUGAGCCUUGGAACGUGUCGACUGUUCAAAGUGAGUGAAAACUUUCAAAAUCGUGUCAAUUUAUCAUUUCAGGAAAAAGUGACUCUUGAUACAGUGUACAUCGUGUCCCGUAUUUUAAUCCGUAAGAAAUUAUUUUUUUGCAAUAUCCAAAAUUUUUUUCAGUCAUUAUCUCUAUUGCAACUAUCAUAAUAACAGCGGAUUCGAUUUUCUCCAAAUACAGAAAUUAUCAAGUUAAAUUGAUUGCAACGUUUAUGGUGAGGCUUCUGUAUGGAAAUCGAAAUCCAAGUCAAUUUUUCAGAUUUUUUCUUUGAUAUUUGGUGACAUGCUUCCGAGUAUCGUCUUCACGGAAUAUUUCGAUCCGGCAGAAUCAAGCGCAAGCCAAAAGCAGCUCAUUUUUGUUUGGAUUUUAUUGAAUCCCUUGAAUCAACUUUUGUAUCUCAUAUUGAUCAAUAUCCUCGACCCGAAGCAAUGCGAAAAGUCCUUGAAAGUGCUGAGUGAGUUUUAAUUUUGUUCAAGAAUAUUUUAGGGUGAAGAAGUUUUUUGGAUAUUUUUUUGAAUAAUAAUUUAUUUCCCAAAAAAUUUGUUCAUUUCCCUAGAAAACCUCCGAGUCCUUAAAACCACGAAGUUAAAUAGAGCUUCCAGAGAAAAAAUUGAAAGAGAAGAAGCUGAAAAGAGAGAUCAGUAGUAUUCUGAAGAGACGCCGGAGAAGCAAGAAAAAUAUUUUUCUCUCGGAUCUCUUUAGACCUUUGCUAGUUUCUCUCAGAUAGAAGUCAAAAAUCUUUCAGCGGAGGCCUGAAGAGACGCCUGAGAAGCGAAAAAUAUUCUUUCUCUGGAGUCUCUCUGCUAGCCGCUCAUCUUUCUUCCCGAUGACCAAAUCACUAGUUUUCCAAAUUUCAAUACCAACCUUUCUCGAAAUUUAUAACAUUUCAAGUUUCAUUCUUUCAGAUCUCCGCUUCCGACCCCCGAGGAAAGUUGAAGCCAACUGCCCGGAAGAUAAAAAGAAAACCCAGACGUUGCAAGUCCCGCCGAACAUUCCUCCCGGAGCUUUGGCUAGCAAAAACCGGAGAAAAUCCAGCUAUUCUAACCAAGUUGGAGAUAUUCCAACCAAGAACCUCGAGCUCAAACUCGACUUCUGUACCCUCGAAAAUGGGGAAAACUCCCCGAUGGGAAGUGCCACACUUGGGAAGAAGUUCCAAAACGACGACAACUAUUUGUUGAGCGAGGACCAGAAGAAGAAGCUGAAGAAGAGAAACCGGAAGCUGAGGAAAUGCCGUUCCAGCCCGGGCCGCUUGGGAUCGAGAAAUUUAGAUAUCGACGCGAAGUUGAAAAGGCUCACCGCCCAUCUCCGAACACUUCAGUUCUAUUGA
Messenger RNA from Caenorhabditis auriculariae, 3700 nucleotides. NCBI's taxonomy places the organism in Eukaryota, Metazoa, Nematoda, Chromadorea, Rhabditida, Rhabditidae. The record is from the annotation of a GenBank genome assembly.